Molecule: messenger RNA, 3162 nt
Organism: Neltuma alba
Lineage: Eukaryota; Viridiplantae; Streptophyta; Magnoliopsida; Fabales; Fabaceae
Exons: 13
Source: RefSeq, a predicted model, not a curated record
GUGUAUUGUAUGGUUGCACAUGCUUUGCAGCCACAUCUUGUUGUCACGGGAACCAAUAUUGGUGUUAUUAUCUGUGAGUUUGAUGCUAGAUCUCUUCCAUCAGUGGCUCCCCUGCCAAUACCAAGAGAUGGCGGAGAAAAUUCUGCUGUAUAUGUUGUUGGAAGGGAACUACAGCUAUUAAAUUUUCAGCUAAGCAACUCAGCAAAUCCGUCUAUUGCAAAAGCAGCUCUUUAUCAGAAACAGGGAGGUCUAAGGAGAGAAUUUUUUGAACCCUUGCUUAUAAAGCAAGGAAGGAAGCACAUUAAUACACCUAUUCCACAUGAUUCAUAUUCAGUUCUUUCAGUGAGUAGCUCUGGAAAGUAUCUUGCCAUCACUUGGCCUGAUUUUCCAUUCUUUUCUAUCUACAAGGUUGGUGACUGGUCAAUUGUUGAUUCUGGGAUUGCAAGGAUUCUUGCUUGGGACACAUGUCGUGAUAGAUUUGCUAUAUUGGAAUCUGCGUUACCUCCAAGAAUUCCUAUAAUUCCUAAGGGUGGUUCAUCAAGAAAAGCAAAAGAAGCUGCGGCGGCACAUGCUGCGGCAGCUGCUGCUUCUGCUGCUUCCACAGGUUCUGUUCAAGUCCGUAUCUUGUUAGAUGAUGGAACUUCAAAUAUAUUAAUGAGGUCUGUAGGUGCACGGAGUGAACCAGCCAUUGGUUUGCAUGGAGGAACACUUCUUGGUAUUGCUUACCAAACAUCCAGGAGAGUUAGCCCAGUUUCUGCUUUCGGUAUUUCAACGACCCAAUCAAUGCCCUUAUCAGGUUAUGGGGGCAUUGGUGUUUCUUCUUUCGCUACUGUUGAUGACGGAUUUUCUUCGCAUAGAUCUUCAGCUGGGACCACAUAUCAAAACAACUUUCAGCUGUACAGUUGGGAGACUUUCCAGCCUGUUGGUGGUCUACUUCCUCAGCCAGAAUGGACGGCGUGGGACCAAACUGUUGAGUUGUGUGCCUUUGCAUACCAUCGAUACAUAGUCAUUUCUUGUUUGCGCCCUCAAUUCAGAUAUCUGGGAGAUGUGGCAAUUCCAUAUGCCACUAGUGCUGUUUGGCAACGUAGACAGUUGUUUGUGGCCACACCUACUACUAUAGAAAUUGUUUUUGUGGAUGCUGGGGUAGUAGAAAUUGACAUAGAAACUAAAAAGAUGAAAGAAGAGCAAAAAAUAAAAGAGGCACAAGCCAAAGCAGUAGCUGAGCAUGGAGAAUUAGCCUUGAUUACUGUUGAUGGCCUCCAAGCUACUAAAGAAGAAAGAAUAUCAUUGAGGCCACCAAUGCUACAGGUAGUGCGAUUGGCUUCAUUUCAGCAUGCUCCUUCAGUGCCACCCUUCUUAAUGUAUACAAAACAACCUAAGCUUGAAAGAAAUGAUUCUUGGAUGAUAAAAGCUGAAGAAAAAAAGGCCAGCGAGGUAGCUGUUGGUGGUGGAGGAGUGUCUGUUGCAGUUACUCGUUUCCCCAUGGAGCAGAAGCGUCCAGUUGGGCCUCUGGUUGUGGUUGGGGUCAGAGAUGGAGUGCUCUGGCUAAUUGACCGGUACAUGUGUGCUCAUGCUUUAUCCCUUAGUCAUCCUGGUAUUCGGUGUAGAUGCCUUGCUGCCUACGGUGAUGCUGUUAGUGCAGUUAAAUGGGCAAGCAGGCUUGGGAGAGAACACCAUGAUGAUCUGGCGCAAUUUAUGCUGGGAAUGGGUUAUGCUGCUGAAGCCCUUCAUUUACCUGGAAUAUCCAAGAGGUUGGAGUUUGAUCUGGCAAUGAAAAGCAAUGAUUUGAAGAGAGCUCUUCAAUGCCUUCUUAUCAUGAGCAAUAGUACGAACAUAGGACAUGAUAAUCCCGGUCUUGGUUUGAAUGAUAUCCUCAAUUUAAAUGAUAAAAAAGAAGAUAUUGUUGAAGCUGUUCAGGGCAUAGUUAAAUUCGCAAAGGAGUUUUUGGAUCUCAUUGAUGCUGCGGACGCUACUGCACAGGUUGAAAUUGCUCGCGAGGCUCUUAAGAGGUUAGCUGCUGCUGGUUCAGUGAAAGGCGCUCUAAAAGGUCACGAACUGAGAGGAUUAUCGUUGCGGCUUGCAAAUCACGGUGAAUUGACACGGCUAAGUGGUUUGGUGAGUAAUUUAGUCACUCUUGGCUUGGGACGAGAAGCUGCAUUUGCUGCUAGUCUUUUGGGUGACAACGGCCUAAUGGAGAAAGCAUGGCAGGAUACUGGGAUGCUGGCGGAAGCUGUGCUUCAUGCUCAUGCACAUGGACGUCGAACUUCAAUGAACAUGCUUCAAGCUUGGAACCAAAUGCUUCAAAGAGAGGUUGAGCCUAUGAAAUCGCACAAAACAGAUGCUACAGCUGCAUUUCUUGCAUCUCUUGAGGACCCUAAGCUUACGACGUUGGCAGAAGCAAGAAAGCAGCCACCAAUUGAAAUCUUACCUCCAGGGAUGGUUUCUCUCUCUGCUCCUUUCUCCACCCAGAAAAAACCACCAACGGCUGCACAAAAUUCACAGCAGUCAACAGGUAAGCCUUUGGCCCUGGAGGCACCCACUAAUACCACAACAAUGGCAAUGAACGCUUUGAAACAAUCCGCAUCAACACCAAUGCCAACACUUCCUGCUGCAACUACAACAGUGCCAAUGAAUGCUUUGAAGCAAACUGCACCCACAAGAACAAUUCCCACAAUCACAAAAGAGCCCGUGAAGGCUCUAAAGCAAUCUAAAUCAACACCAACAUUUCCUGGAACCACAACAGAGCCAAUGAAAGAUUUAAAGCGUUCAAAAUCUGCACCAACACUUCCCACAGUCAUAACAGAACCAGCAACUGCUACAGAGCAAUGUGGACUGCCACCAACACCUCCAACAACAGGAGUGCCAAUGAGCGCUUUAAAGCAGUGUGGAUCUACACUUACAACUCUUACAACUGCCACAGGGCCAAUAAAUGCUUUGAAGCAGGAAACCACGAUAAUGCCAAUGAAUGCUUUGAAGCAGUUUGAAUUGACACAAACACCUCCUGCAGCUACAACAAUGCCAUUGAAUGCUUUGAAUCAGAAUGCAUCCACGAGGAAUUCAGUACCACCAGAUGUCCCUCGACAGGUAGCAGACUCUGAGAAGGGCAGCAUCCCAACUACUAUACCACCAACUGUAGCAUCCUUGAAAGACUUCCUCGCAUGA